AUAGAAUUGGAAGAAAUAUUAUUGACUCUCAUGGUGAAUAGAUUACAAUAUGCAUAUAGAUGAGUAGAUAACUAAACAUAAUUCCUAAACUAAUAUGGAAUAUUAAAGAUAAGUUCUCUAUUCUAAUAUAUUGAUGUAUAUCUUGAUUUUGGGUUUGGGUCGAUCUUCCACAUCUUUCAAUACUCUCCAGCAAGCUCAUACAUGGUAACACGUGUGAGAUUGAAUAUAUUUUCAAAGUAUGGUACUGCAGCUUGUUAAAGCAGCAUUAGAAGUGGUUAUCUGAAAAAAAAAGCAACAGCGAUUUGUAGUAGUAAAGUAGUGCUGAAAAGACGGUCUUGUUGUUGUGAAUGAAACAAAGGCGGUUUUAAAGAAGCAACGGCUUGAUGAAGCUCGAUUGCUUGAGUAUAAGUAGAAUUUGAACGUUGCUUGAUGACUAUAUAGCUGGCCACCCAUUAAUUCUAUUUUGUAAUAUUUUCUUCGCUAGAGCAGAGAGUUUACAUUUUGAUCCACUGAUAUCCUUUUAUAUGUUUAUAUAUAAAUUUUCAUACCUCUUUCAUUUUGAAUACCCAAGAUAAUUUUGAUUGAUGAGUCUUUCACUGAUAUCCUUUUAUAUGUUUAUAUAUAAAUUUUCAUACCUCUUUCAUUUUGAAUACCCAAGAUAAUUUUGAUUGAUGAGUCUUUCACUGUUCAAGAAAUUCGCUUUCCAAAGAAAAUAAUUUAUACAUUGACCAUAUGCUUUCUUUUCCUUUGUUCCACAGAAGUCUUUAUUCCCACAUGUAAAUAUUAAUAUGAUACCCACGUCUAAAUAUUGACCAAGUUCACAACGCAUUUGACGACGUCUCAAGAAUUUUUCUGACGGGCAAUCGCGUGAGACCGAGUAGUUAAGGCCUCUGAAAGCUUAUAAAUAGCGAUCUCUUCUCCCUGAUCCGACCAAUGACUUCCCCAGACAGGAAAGGUAAGGCGACGACAGAGCAAUCCUCCCCACUUCCUUCACUUCCAGAUGAUUUGCUGUUGACCUGCUUCGCACGCGUCUCCACAUUGCACUACCCAACACUCACCCUCGUCUCCAAAAGAUUUCAAUCACUCAUCGCCUCACCUGAGCUGUACAAGAUCCGAUAUACAUUAGGCCGCACUGAGAGUUGUCUCUAUGUGUGCUUUGGGUCCGAUCAUGACCCUAACCCUCGCUGGUUCACUCUCUGCCUGAAACCUGACAGAAACGUGAAUAACGGGUCAAGUGGGUAUGUUUUGGUUCCAACCUCAGUUCCCCAUUCUGCUCCUGCGCACUGGUCUGGUCUUAUUAGCGGACCUUCCAAUGAUAUCUACAACAUCGGCGGCCCCCUUGAGGAUGCUCCAUCCUCAAGCGAGCCGGGAAACAUGUGGGUGGACCCAAUGGUCGAUGUCCUUGAUAGAAAGAUAUAUGUAACAAGAGGCUGCAAUCCAAACACUCGAACUUGGGACCCUGAGGGGUCGACCCCUCACGCUUUUGUAAGCUUAGUGGUUAGAAAAAAAGUUUACAUGUUUGGAUCCUCUGGCGAUUCGGUUUACAAACCCAAAAACGGUCAAUGGGAAAGGUUUUGGGGUUGGAAACCGAGUUUGGGAUGGUUUUCCUGUUGCGUGGUUGAAAAGGUACUGUACCGUUAUCGUUCCGAAGAGUUCAAAUGGUAUGACACCAAGGCAGGGCACUGGAGGAAGUUAAAGGGUUUGAAAGGACUGCCUAAGUUUGUCAGUUAUGGUUUUCAGUUGGUUGAUUAUGGUGGGAAGUUGGCGGUUGUGUGGGCCGAGCUCGUGCCUAACGGUGGCGAUAAGAAAAAGGUUGUUUGGUGUGCGGUAAUUACUCUUGAGAGGCCUAAGAGUGGCGAUGAGAUUUGGGGGGAGAUCGAGUGGUGUGACGUGGUUUGUACAGUCCCCAAGUCGUAUCAAUUGGAGUAUGCUCUUGAUGCUACUCUCUGAUCAA
Molecule: messenger RNA, 1954 nt
Organism: Brassica napus (rape)
Lineage: Eukaryota; Viridiplantae; Streptophyta; Magnoliopsida; Brassicales; Brassicaceae
Product: F-box/kelch-repeat protein At4g39550-like
Exons: 1
Coding region: 934-1950 (338 amino acids)
Molecular function (GO): protein binding
Source: RefSeq, a predicted model, not a curated record